This is a messenger RNA of Trematosphaeria pertusa, 1038 nucleotides long. RefSeq lists its product as uncharacterized. The record is from RefSeq and is a predicted model, not a curated record. NCBI's taxonomy places the organism in Eukaryota, Fungi, Ascomycota, Dothideomycetes, Pleosporales, Trematosphaeriaceae. The transcript is spliced from 6 exons. The coding region runs from base 1 to 1038 and encodes 345 amino acids.
AUGCCGACAUCAAAGCCAAGUGACCAACUCGAACUGCUCCAGGAUGUUAGCAUCGACAAGAGUAUAACAUCACACUUUCCGGUAGGAUCUCGUGUGGUUGCAACCAAACGCCACGGUGCAAGCGAUUGGACUUUACCAGUACGCGUCGAUCUCAAGCUCGAGGACGGCACUACCUGGCUGUAUUUUUUGAAGCUGGCUGCAACCGACACAGACAUGAGCAUGCUUCGAGGAGAAUUUGAGUCCAUGUCUGCGCUUUAUUCACUCUCUUCUGACUUCGUAGUGAGGCCAAUCGCAUGGGGAGCGUGCGCCUCGGCCCCAGACACGUACUUCUAUCUCAGCGAUUUCCACGAGCUCAGCGAAGACUCGCCGAACGUCGAAACCUUCUGCGCACGCAUUGCCGAACUGCAUGUGAAAAGCACCGUGAAGCGACGGUCGGAGCCCAGCCACGACAUUUCUGGUCGGCGUUUUGGAUUUCACGUCACAACGCAUCUCGGGAUGCUGCCUCAAGAUACCCGUUGGUGCGCGACGUGGGAGAAUUACUACAUCCAGGAUCUAAAGCGGAUUCUCGCGUUUGAAGAGAGGACACAGGGUCCGUUAGAUGAUCUGGACGCUCUCGCCACUCAGCUCAUCGAGAAAGUCAUUCCUCGCCUCUUACGUCCCCUCGAAACGGGAGGCCGGGAGGUCGCGCCCACCUUGAUCCAUGGCGACUUGCAAGUGAGGAAUGCUAGGACGGACCUUGCAACUGGUCUUCCCAUCAUUUUCGAUGCUGGGUCGUUCUGGGGGCAUAACGAAUGCGACCUGGGGAAAUGGAAGAUACCGAGGUUCCGCAUGGGUACCAAGUAUAUAGAGGAGUAUCAUAAGCACGUUCCCAAGUCGCCGCCGGAAGAAGACUGGGAAGAUCGCAAUCUCCUCUACUCAAUUCGGUACAACCUCCUGACGUCGGCCCAUUACCCGUCGGAGAAGUCAAUGCGACGGUGGGCGCUGGAUGAUAUGCGUCAACUAGUCGAGAAAUAUCCAAAGGGUUACGACAAUCAGUAA